UCUGCAAAGGAACAUCGCAGCAGAGCUGUCAAAAGCUGCAUCAGAGCCAGCACCUGAAAGUGCUAGGUGCCACGAGAAACCCUGUGGGGAUAGUAUGCAAGUGACCACAGCUGCUGCACCUACACCACCAGCCGUAUUGACUGCAUCAGAAAAUGACUGCACUGAAAAAGCAGUUGAAAAUAUGUGGACUUCAAUAUGUGGACUUUCGUGGACAUUUCUAUGUACUCAUGUUUCGUGAAUUGUACUUCUCAACAUUACGGCAAAUCAAGCAGCACAGAAGAUGGUGCCUGCAGAAUUUUCCCCAUGUGAUGGGGUGCUGUUCAAUCUUUCAAAAAACAUUUUCAUAACAGAAGAGCAAGCAGCUAAGCUGUUCAAGAACAAAAAACCGAGCAUUCUGGUCAGGGAUGAUGUGCAAGUUGUGUGGGGAUGCAACACACUUGCGCAGAGGAGCAUAAGCGGUCGGUUGGCACCCACAAAAGCUAACAGUGGGCAGGAGCCAUCCAAGCAGCUGACACCAGAAAAAGUGGAGGUUGUUUACGGGUGCCUGGCCUACUGGGGCAAUGUGAACAAUGUGGAUACUAAGCUGGCCCACCACAACGUGAUGCGUACUCUGAGUGAAAACAUACAAGACUGCAAGAGAAAGCUGUGUAUUAACUAAAUGCAAAGCUGUGCAUGAAUUAAGAGAGAAAAACUAUAUGUCAUGUAUGAUAUAUUUGCACAACUAUGCAUGGAUCAGCAGAGUAAAGCUAGUCAUGCAUGAAGUGAUAUUUUUCAAUGAAAUACAUAUUACACCUUGCAUCACAGCGCUUCUUUAUUUGCGCACGAGCUGCUGGUGAAAACCACAUGCCGCAGUGCAUUUUCUUUCUAGCUUCCAGCAAGUUUAAAGCAGCUAACAUCAGCAGUCUGCGAUCAACCUGGGGCCACAACAUUAGCGCUAGGAUUACUUUUUCUAGAGGCAAUAUUUUUCAGCUGUGGUGACUGGUGCUGUGUGCCAGCCCGGACUGUGGGUCUAGCUAGGUUCUAGCUGGAACCUCUUCCAGCCGAAUUCCAGUUGGCAGUUCUGGCAACUGGAUCCAGCUGGAAGAUGUUCCAGUUGGGACAUAUUCCGGCUGGAUUAAGGAACU
Messenger RNA from Dermacentor andersoni, 1124 nucleotides. RefSeq lists its product as uncharacterized. The record is from RefSeq and is a predicted model, not a curated record. Lineage: Eukaryota; Metazoa; Arthropoda; Arachnida; Ixodida; Ixodidae.